This is a messenger RNA of Oncorhynchus tshawytscha (Chinook salmon), 1681 nucleotides long. RefSeq names its product ATP synthase mitochondrial F1 complex assembly factor 1. The transcript is spliced from 9 exons. Gene Ontology annotation, biological process: mitochondrial proton-transporting ATP synthase complex assembly. The record is from RefSeq and is a predicted model, not a curated record. Gene Ontology annotation, cellular component: mitochondrion. Bases 16 to 945 code for a protein of 309 amino acids. Lineage: Eukaryota; Metazoa; Chordata; Actinopteri; Salmoniformes; Salmonidae.
ACGGGCGCUUUAUUUAUGUGCGACAACGACGAAGGAAAUAUGGCGGCAGCCAUGGUGCAAAUGUCUUGUUUGUACCGUGGGAUGCUAGCGGUCAGGGCAACUGGAAUACGACCGCUCAUCCCAGGUCUGGUGCCGUCGCAUUUUAGAGCAUUUUCUGUGAAGAAAGAGAAAGAGACGGAACUGGAAGACAAUCCAUAUUAUAAUAAAUAUCAGGAAAAGAUAAAGAAACUACGAAAUGCCAACCCUCAGGAGUUCAAUGCUCGGCUCGAGAAGCGAAUUGAAGUCAAGAGGGAGCCUCUUGGACACUCUAAACAAGCAGAGUUUGUCAAAGUCAUGGAGCAGGAGUUGGAGAAGCGUGACAAGCAGGCUGAUGGUUCAGGCAGAUUCACUAAAGACAAGACCCUAGGAUCUAUCCUGAACUUGGACUUGAUCCAGGAUAAUUCAGGAGAAGAAAUUGCGGAGCUGUGGAGGCAGUAUUAUGCCACAAAAGACACCAUCAGUGCUGUCAUACCAGCUCACACUUUUGAAGUAAUUUUCAACCGAGCUAAGUCGAACCCCGCGUUCCUGUAUGCGUUACCCCAGAAGGAGGGCUAUGAGUUCUUCCUGGGCCAGUGGUCGGACCACGAGCUCCAUUUCACCUCCCUCAUCAAUGUCCAGACCAUGGGAGAGCAUGCCCCCAGUCAGUUGAUCCUCUACCACUACUCAGACUUGCAGAAGGAUAAGGGUGUGGUGCUCAUGACUGCUGAGAUGGAUCCUAAGUUUAUGACUGUACAUCUGGCUCAGUGCUUGGCCAAUCAGGUGCAGCUGUUCUACGGAACCCAGCGGCAGGAGACCUUCCGAUUGGUGGAGACCUUUAACCACAAACCAGCCGACUUCAAACACACGGCAGUGAUCGCUGAGUUGGAACAGAGUGGCAUCAAUCCUGCACUCACCUCUGGAAACUAGAUCUAAGAGUUGUCGGACUGUAAAAUUAUGCUCCAAUUCACCACAGGAUUGGAAUUGCCAGGGGACAUGGUCAUUCAUUUGGAGCCUCUUGCGUUUGCGGGGGAUAAUGGAUGAAGUCUGUUGCUUGGGACUUAUGACCCGGUUGAGCAGAUUCAUCAAUUAAAAUGUAUGCUAAAUUCCUGGGCAUAGAUGAUGUAAUGAGUCAAUGUUAUUUAAUCUUAUCAAAGCCUUAAAUGUUCUUCCUCACCUCGCCCCUGUCAAUCUUACAGUUGCACUUGACCGUAGUCUCAUCUUCCAUUUUUACGUCCCAAAAGCCACCCUAUUCCCUAAAGAUUGCAUUUGACCAGAGCCCUAUGAGCCCAGGUCAAGGGCAGUGCACUAGAAAAAGCAGAUUAGGAUGCCAUUUGGGACGCUAUCCCAGUUUUUUGUGUUUUCCAGUCGAAAUAUGCUUUUUAUUUUUGUGUAAAAUAACUGCAGGAAUUUUGCUUUCAAAACAUAAGGGAGUGUACAAUGAGAUUGUGUACAUACCUAUCUAGCUUUGUGGUUGACACGUGGAUGAACUGUGUGUGAUCCAGGGAAAAAGAAAAUGGUUAGAGAAUUUGCCUCCUUUUAUUAUACUGGUACUACAUGGUUACAUAGUUGUUAAUAGAGCGAUCACUAGUGGUCACAUGUUAUUCACCUGUUGCGCCCUUUAUACCUUGUAAUAAAUUAGAGGUAUUGACAAUGCCAUACUGUU